This is a messenger RNA of Aspergillus costaricaensis CBS 115574, 688 nucleotides long. RefSeq lists its product as uncharacterized. Lineage: Eukaryota; Fungi; Ascomycota; Eurotiomycetes; Eurotiales; Aspergillaceae. The record is from RefSeq and is a predicted model, not a curated record. Bases 37 to 669 code for a protein of 210 amino acids. The transcript has a single exon.
UUCAAAAUUGCUCGAAAGUGAAGCUGCCACCUUGAAAUGUGUGGAACUAUAUUUGUCGACGAUGAUUUCAACAUCACUUGUAUUAUCGACUGGGCAUUUUCUUCAACUGUCCCAGAAGCCAUGAUGUUGGCUCCUCCUGGCCUGCCCCAGUCACGCUACGCGUUGGACGAUUAUCUCGUUCAAGCCUUCAGAAAUGGAUUUGAAUCGGCCAUCACGGAAAACCCGCGUAAUGAACAGUCGGAAUUCAAUAAAAUCGCCGUUGACAUCCUACAGCAUGGCAAGUGCUCGUGGAUGUUGACACGGUUGCUCAACUUUGACUCUACUGAAGACUACCGUCUUGUUUCUGCCAUCUGGGGACAUAUAUUUGGCCAAGGAAAGAACGCUAGGUCUUAUUAUACCGAGAAGCGAUUGUCCUCAAGCUUUAUCGAGGUGUACAAUGACAUCCGACUGGGAGACCAGCCAAUUCAGAAGAUCCAAAAGGCUGAGCGGGAGUACUUUCGGGGUAAUACAUCCCAGGAGGCCAUUGCAAGGAAGCUAACACCAGUUUCGCAGUGGGGUUGCCAGUACACGCCACCCCAUCAGCAGCGCCUCCGGAAAGCGGGGGAGCUUUUCGUCACCGAUUCCAAGCUGUGGAAGUGGAUCAUGCUGUUCAAAUUUGAGUGGAAUUGAAUGUACGAACACGAACUAA